Gadus morhua (Atlantic cod) is the source of this 2164-nucleotide messenger RNA. RefSeq names its product FGGY carbohydrate kinase domain containing (gene fggy). The coding region runs from base 228 to 1895 and encodes 555 amino acids. Lineage: Eukaryota; Metazoa; Chordata; Actinopteri; Gadiformes; Gadidae. Gene Ontology annotation, molecular function: D-ribulokinase activity. The transcript has 16 exons. Gene Ontology annotation, cellular component: cytoplasm. The record is from RefSeq and is a predicted model, not a curated record. Gene Ontology annotation, biological process: pentose metabolic process; carbohydrate phosphorylation.
UGGCCCAACUCGACUCCCGUCGUAUAUUCCGCUCGGUGCAGAGUGCGAUGGAAAGGUCUUUAACCUGUUGGUUUUGAGGAUCAUUACAUGGUAUCUAGCUGCUAUCAUCUGGAACUGGCAAAGAUAAACACUUAUAAGGUUCACUUUAUGGCCCCAGCUUGGUUUUUGUCUAUGUGCUGAUCAAUAGAACAGCAUAUUCAAGUCGCGGUAAUUCAUGGUCGGGUCCCAUGGACGGGGCAGCCCCAGAUGAGGUGUACUUCGUGGGGGUGGACGUGGGCACCGCGGGGGUCCGGGCGGCCCUGGUGACCAGAGACGGCCGGCUGGAGAGCACAUGCGAGGAGCCCAUCAGCAUCUGGGAGCCCCUGGUCGACCACUACGUCCAGUCCUCCGACGAGAUAUGGGAAAAGUGCUGUGAGCUUGUGAAGAGGUUGACCCAGGGUGUCGACAAGAGCCAGGUACGGGGAAUCGGGUUCGACGCCACCUGCUCUCUGGUCGUGUUGGACAGGGACUUCCAGCCUGUGCCUGUCAACAAGAACGGGCAGCGGCAGCACAACGUGGUGAUGUGGAUGGACCAUCGCGCCCAGCAGCAGGCCACCCGCAUCACCAGCACCGGCCACCGGGCCCUGGGCCGCAUGGGUGGGGUCAUGUCCCCCGAGAUGCAGGCCCCCAAGCUGCUGUGGCUCAAAGAGAACCUGAGGGAAAGCUGCUGGGCGGAGGCGGGUCAUUUCCUGGACCUUCCUGACUUCCUGUCCUUUAAAGCCACCGGCUCCCUGACCAGGUCUCUGUGCACUCUGGUGUGUAAGUGGAGCUACUGUCCGUCCGGCGGAUGGGACCGAAGCUUCUGGACAGACAUCGGCCUGGAGGACCUCCUAGAAGAUAACUACAGCAAGAUAGGUAACCAGACCAGCGCCCCCGGGCUCCCAGUCGGUGGGGGUCUCUCCCUGCAGGCCGCAGCUGAUCUGGGCCUGAAUCCCGGGACCGCCGUGGGCGCCUCCCUGAUCGACGCCCACGCUGGAGGACUAGGAGUGAUCGGUGCCGAUGUGAAGGGCCUUGACCUGCCGUGUGAAGACCGGCCCCUCACCACACGGAUGGCCCUGAUCUGUGGAACGUCCUCCUGUCACAUGGCGAUCAGCGCGGGGCCCUUGUUUGUUCCUGGUGUGUGGGGCCCCUACCUGUCAGCCAUGGUGCCCGACCUUUGGCUCAACGAGGGGGGGCAGAGUGCCACCGGACGCUUGAUGGACCACAUGGUGAAGGGUCACGCAGCCUUCGCCCAGCUCCAGGAACUCUCACACCAGAGAUUCCCCCACACUGGUGAACACGUGUACUCCUACCUGAACGCCCACCUGGGCUCCAUGACCGAGGCCCGCGCCUCCCCUGUCGACCUGCUGGGCUCCUCUCUCCAUGUGUGGCCGGACUUCCACGGGAACAGGUCACCACUGGCGGACCCCAAUUUGCGGGGAAUGGUGAUCGGCCUGUCACUCUCCCAGACCGUGGAUGACCUGGCUCUGCUGUAUCUGGCCACUCUACAAGCUCUUGCUCUCGGCACGCGGCACAUCCUGGAGACAAUGACCAAGGCAGGACAUGACAUCACAACCCUCUUCCUGUGCGGGGGGUUGAGCAAAAAUCCUCUUUUUGUGCAGAUUCAUGCCAACACCACGGGACUUCCUCUGGUUCUUCCCCAUCAGACAGAGGCUGUCUUGGUUGGAGCUGCAAUCCUCGGUGCACGUGCAUCGCAAGAGUACACAACUAUACAGGACGCGAUGAAGAUCAUGGCCAAAGUUGGAGAAGUCGUUUGGCCUAAGCAGGAGCUAAGGAGUUUCUAUGAGAGAAAGUACCGGGUGUUCUUAAGCCUCGUCGACCACCAGAGGGAGUAUAAGGCUAUCAUGGAGAGCUGAAGCAAAUAACACUCUUCAUUUAGAAUUACCCCCAGACUUUAAUACUUUGUGAAUAUCACAGCUUUACAAUUGUGAGUAUUGCACAGGUUGAAUAUGCCCUGUAUCAACAAAAGAGGAUUCUGGAAGCACAAGAAGAAACCAAUGAAAGAACAAGAAGAUGUCUUGAAGGGACAAUCGGUGUUAAUUUGCCCAUUUGGCAAAUCGUAUCAUAGCAAAGGGCCAAAUGUGAAGCUUGUUUUCACAGUUAAUAAUAAAGCCUGUUCAACAUA